Passer montanus (Eurasian tree sparrow) is the source of this 1344-nucleotide messenger RNA. RefSeq names its product BRICHOS domain containing 5 (gene BRICD5). Gene Ontology annotation, biological process: regulation of cell population proliferation. The record is from RefSeq and is a predicted model, not a curated record. Bases 46 to 1038 code for a protein of 330 amino acids. The transcript is spliced from 6 exons. NCBI's taxonomy places the organism in Eukaryota, Metazoa, Chordata, Aves, Passeriformes, Passeridae.
UGGCCCCAGCCCCAGGAGCUCCAGCAGCACUGAGUUCCCGAUGAAAUGUGGGAAUUGCCACUGCCACAAGGGCAGGCUGCCACUGUCCUCUGGGCAUUUGUUCUCUCCAAGAGCCUCACCUGGGCCCGUGUGGGGCCGUGCCAGCCCUGGGCACACAAAGGGCUCCAUUGUGGCUCCUGGCCGUGCCGGGGCUGGGCAGGAAGGGCUGUGCUGGGCACUGACAGCAGCGCUCACUCCUGCUCCCUCCUCAGGUUUCCCGGACAGGUAUUUAUGGCCCCCGGACACACGGCCAGGCUCCCCAGCUGUGCCUGGGGCCGGGAUCAUGCCCAGCCCGUGCGUGGGCAGGAGGCAGAGCAGCAGCAGCCAGGCGCUCGCCUGAAGUGGAGGAUGGAAGGAGGGGACGGUGCCGGCGGUGCUGCCCCUGCUGACAGGAGGGCCACAGCACAGUUCCCAGCUCCCUCCAGGACCUUCUGGAUCCUCCUGUCCGUCGCCUUGUUGUUUUUUGUGGUUGUUGGUGUCAGUGUCGUGGGGGUUCUCAGCUCCUCCCCCAGCUCUGCCCAGGCUGGCUCCCAGCUCCUCCGAGUGACACUCCAGGGCCAGCAGGACCCGCUGAGGAACCAGACAGCCGUGGUGGACAAGGCCAGGAGCACUGUCACCUACUACAUCACCUCGCAGAGCAACCAGAGCGCCGUGGUGCUGUACGACAGCAGCAACGGCUACGUGUGCUACAAGCCGCUGCAGCAGCGAGCCUGCUACGUGAGGAGGAUGGAGCCCUGGGACCUGCAGACCCUGCAGACGGCUCUCAACACCUCUGAGCACAGCGCUGAGCAGCUGCUGCAGCCCAACAACCAGACCCAGUUCUACCGGGAGUUCCUGGGCAUCGUGGCCGGGGAGCAGCUGGAGCCCAGGGGGCUGGGGCAGGCUGUGCAGAGCCUGUGUGGGCACAGCUCCAUCUUCUGGGUGCGCAGAGGCCACGGUGCUGCAGCCACGGCCGCCCUCUGCCCCCAGACUGGAACUGGACUCCUGAAAAGCCUCUGACUUCCACCAGGAAGGAACACCCACAGCACCCCCAGAGCUUCCUGCUGAUUCCGUGCUGCAGGUCAGGAGUUUAGAGAAGCAGCAUCAGGAGAGUUUAGGGAAACAGCAUCAGGAGAAUUUAGAGAAGCAGCAUCAGGAGAGUUGAGGGAAGCAGCAUCAGGAGAGUUUAGGGAAGCAGGAGGCCUCUGCUCAGCCCUGUCAGCACAGACUCUGCAGCUCUGCUCCAGGGCUGUGCCUGGAAUUAGGAAUCAGGAGACCCAGGCCCAGAGGAAUCCCAGGAAGCAGCUGAGUUUUGGGGCUCCAGGC